AACCCAGUCUUUGCUUCCUUAAGUUACCCACUUCUGUGGACCUGAUCCCUGCUGCAAACCCCACAUCUUCUACCUGACUCUCCUACCUCCUCCCUUGCCUUGGACCCCAUAUUUGCUGCCCAAGCCCCAGUCCCUGCUACCUGAGCCUCAUCUUUUGUUACCUGAAUUCCCAUAACCGCCGUGGCCAGCAUCCUUGUUGCCUCCUGAAACCCCAGCCUGCUUUAAUGAACUCCCGUCUUUGCUGGGAACCCUGUACCCCUCUGGAGAGCCUCUCCUGCUUCUAUGAGCCCUUCUACCACAUACACCCUUGUUUCUGCUGGGACCUCUGGCAUCAGUAGCACCGUGAGCCCAGACAUUCCUCUCUGAGUCAUGACGGAUGCCAAGUAUGUCCUCUGCCGAUGGGAGAAGCGACUGUGGCCUGCGAAGGUUUUGGCCAGAACUGAGACUUCAGCAAAAAACAAGAGAAAAAAGGAAUUCUUUCUAGAUGUUCAAAUACUCUCACUAAAGGAAAAGAUCCAGGUUAAGAGCUCAGCCGUGGAGGCACUGCAGAAGUCACACAUUGAGAACAUUGCCGCCUUCUUGGCCUCUCAGAAUGAAGUCCCAGCUACUCCUCUGGAGGAGCUGACUUACCGACGGUCCCUGCGAGUGGCCCUGGAUGUCUUGAACGAGAGGACCAGUUUGAGUCCUGAAAGUCAUCCAGUCGAAAAUGGGAGCACACCAUCUCAGAAGGGCAAGCCAGAUGCAGAUGUGGCCUGGCAGGUCUCUAGUGCUCCUUCUCCAUCUUUUCUCAGUGAAGAUGAUCAGGCUGCGGCAGCCCAGUGUGCAUCCAAGAGGAGGUGGGAGUGCAGUCCAAAAAGCCUGUCGCCGCUGUCUGCCUCGGAAGAGGGUCUCAGGUGCAAAGUGGACCCCAAGACAGGCCUCUCAGAGAGUGGAGCCCUGGGGGCUGAAGUGCCUGCCCCCACUGGGGAUGAGUCUCAGGAUGGCUCUGGGUCACAGCUGGACCAUGGACAGGAGAGCACAACCAAAAAGAGACAGAGGAAUUCGGGAGAGAAACCUGCCCGGCGCGGAAAAGCAGAGUCUGGCCUUUCCAAGGGAGACAGUGUCGCAGAGAGUGGAGGACAGGCAAGCAGCUGUGUGGCCCUGGCUUCACCCAGGCUGCCCUCCCAAACCUGGGAGGGGGAUCCAUGUGUUGGGGUCGAAGGCUGUGACCCAGUUGAGUCAUCCGGCAACAUCAGGCCGCUUCUGGACUCUGAGAGAAGCAAAGGACGCCCCACAAAGAGGCCACGCUUGGACGGAGGCCGGAACCCACCGCCCAGACAUCUAGGAACCAGAACUGUGGGGGCAGUGCCCUCCCGUAGGAGCUGCUCUGGGGAGGUCACGACGCUGCGCAGGGCUGGAGACAGUGACAGACCAGAGGAAGCAGAUCCUAUGUCUUCAGAAGAAUCCACAGGGUUCAAGUCCGUCCACUCCCUGCUGGAGGAGGAGGAGGAGGAGGAGGAAGAGGAGGAACCACCCCGGAUCCUUCUGUAUCACGAACCACGAUCAUUUGAAGUAGGAAUGCUGGUCUGGCUUAAAUACCAAAAAUACCCAUUCUGGCCAGCCGUGGUCAAGAGUGUCCGGCGGAGGGACAAGAAGGCCAGUGUGCUCUUCAUUGAGGGCAACAUGAAUCCCAAGGGCCGAGGAAUCACCGUGUCGCUGCGACGGCUCAAGCACUUUGACUGCAAGGAAAAGCAUGCACUACUGGACAGAGCCAAAGAGGACUUUGCCCAGGCUAUUGGCUGGUGUGUCUCGCUUAUCACUGACUACCGCGUGCGGCUGGGCUGCGGCUCCUUCGCUGGGUCGUUCUUGGAAUAUUAUGCUGCUGAUAUCAGCUAUCCUGUGCGCAAGUCUAUCCAACAGGACGUCCUGGGGACCAGGUUUCCUCAGCUGGGCAAGGGGGACCCUGAGGAGCCUAUAGGGGACAGCCGGCUGGGACAGUGGCGGCCAUGCAGGAAGGUGCUGCCUGACCGCUCCAGGGCUGCCCGGGAUAGAGCCAACCAGAAGCUGGUGGAGUACAUCGUGAAGGCCAAGGGUGCAGAGAGCCACCUGCGGGCCAUCCUGCACAGCCGCAAGCCCUCGCGCUGGCUGAAGACGUUCCUGAGCUCCAAUCAGUACGUGACAUGCAUGGAGACGUACCUGGAGGAUGAGGCGCAGCUGGAUGAGGUGGUGGAGUACCUGCAGGGCGUCUGCCGAGACAUGGAUGGUGAGAUGCCUGCGCGCGGCAGCGGCGACCGCAUCCGUUUCAUCCUGGAUGUGCUGCUGCCUGAGGCGAUCAUCUGCGCCAUCUCGGCAGUGGAGGCAGUGGACUACAAGACAGCCGAGCAGAAGUACCUCCGUGGCCCCACACUCAGCUACCGGGAAAAGGAAAUCUUCGACAAUGAACUCCUGGAGGAGAGGAACCGUCGCCGUCGCUGAUGCCGCAGUCUCCACCUGGCCAGUGCCGUGUCUGUGGCCUGCCAGAGGCCUGUGAGAAUGUGCUAGAAGCAAGAGGCCUAGUAGUGUGCUGACUGAUCUGUGCAUGGGUUCUGCGUCUUCAGCCCUGAGCCUGGGAGAUCAGAGGCCAUCUUCACACUAGAAGACUGCUGCAUCUAUGAACAGCUGCUUCUGGAAGUUUCUGUGUGUGUACGCGUGUAUGUUUGGUUUUAUUUUUUUAAUUAUUAUUUUGUUUAUAAAUGCGUUUGAAUGCACAUGUGUCAUGGUCAUUGCAGUGUGGCUGGCAUGUUCGCUUAGGUCUUAUGUUGCUUGGUGUGUCAACCCUACAGAGUUUCUGGAAAGACUGAUUUGAACACACAGUUCCCAGAGCAUUGA
Molecule: messenger RNA, 2847 nt
Organism: Rattus rattus (black rat)
Lineage: Eukaryota; Metazoa; Chordata; Mammalia; Rodentia; Muridae
Gene: Pwwp3a
Product: PWWP domain containing 3A, DNA repair factor
Exons: 14
Coding region: 370-2454 (694 amino acids)
Biological process (GO): DNA repair; chromatin organization
Cellular component (GO): cytosol; nucleus
Molecular function (GO): nucleosome binding
Source: RefSeq, a predicted model, not a curated record